GAGAGAUCUGAUUCAAGGGAUUUGUAUAACUUUGUGCGUGCUUCUUCCUUAGAUAAAAACAGCACACUCUUUGAUGCAUCACAAUAUGAGUUUUUUGGUCAGAAUCUGGAUGAUAUGGAAAUUGGGGGUCUUGACGAUGAUGGAGUGAUCGCUCCUGUUCUUGGACAUGCUGAUGAUGAUGAGUAUCACUUGUUUGAUAAAGGAGAGGGGGCAGGUUUAGGAUCACUAUCUGACAUGGAUGAUCUUGCAACAACUUUCGCAAAGUUAAACAGAGUUGUUACCGGACCCAAACACCCUGGAGUUAUUGGUGAUAGAGGAUCAGGAUCCUUUUCAAGAGAGAGUUCUUCUGCUACCGAUUGGACACAUGAUGCAGAGCUCACAAGCUGGUUGGACGAACAAGAUCAAGAAGCUAAGAGGUGGUCCUCACAGCCACAAUCAUUUGCUCAUUCAAAACCUUUGUACAGGACAUCCUCCUAUCCUCAGCAGCAACCGCAGCUGCAGCACUACAAUAGUGAACCAAUAAUUUUACCAGAAUCAAAUUUUACCUCAUUUCCCCCGCCUGGUAGCAGAUCUCCGCAGGCUUCACCCGGAAAUCUCCAUCGGGCUCCUUCUCUUCCUGGUGGUUCUCAGUUGACCUAUUCUGCACCUUCCCCGCUGUCAAAUUCUGGUUUUCAUCUUUCAGGAUUGUCGCAAGGGCCCCACUAUGGUGGUAAUUUGGCUAGAUAUGCCUCGUGCGGUCCUACGCUUGGUAACAUGGUGCAACCUCAUUGGGUCACUGAUCCUGGUCUUCUACACGGAGAUCAUUCUGGUUUAUUACAUAAUCUGGUGCAACAGCAGCAUCAACAAUUGCCUCCUCGAAAUGCUAUUAUGUCGCAACAUUUGCUCGCCCUCCAGCAGAGACAAUCGUAUGCUCAACUUGCGGCGCUACAGUCCCAACUGUAUAGUUCCUAUCCUUCGCCAUCACGUAAAGCCCCUUUUGGAGUUGGUGAAGUUAGGGAACACAAACAUAAGUCAUCUCAUAGAAGUCGAAAGAACAGAGGCCUCUCUCAACAGGCGUCAGACGCAGCUAGUCAGAAAAGUGAAAGUGGACUGCAGUUUAGAUCAAAGCACAUGACUUCAGAAGAAAUAGAGGGUAUACUCAAGAUGCAGCAUUCCAAUUCACACAGCAAUGAUCCCUAUGUCAAUGAUUAUUACCACCAAGCUAAGCUUGCCAAGAAGUCUGCCGGAUCUAAAGCAAUCUCUCACUUCUAUCCUGCUCAGUUGAAGGACCACCAGCCUCGGUCCCGUAAUAGUUCUGAACAGCAUCCACAAGUUCAUGUAGAUGCUCUUGGUAAGAUUACACUUCCUUCUGUCCGCAGGCCACAUGCCUUGCUCGAGGUUGACUCUUCUCCUGGUUUUAACGAUGGAAGUGGGGAUCAUAAGGGCUCAGGAAAACAUUUGGAACAGGAACCUCUCGUUGCAGCUAGGGUUACAAUUGAAGAUGCUCUUGGAGUUCUUAUUGACAUAGUUGACAUUGACAGGACUCUCCAGAACACAAGACCCCAGGACGGAGGUGCCCAACUCAAGAGAAAGCGGCAGAUCCUGCUAGAAGGAUUAGCGACAGCGCUUCAACUUGCUGAUCCGUUCAGCAAAACCGGUCAGAAAUCCGGGAUGACUGCUAAGGAUGAUAUUGUCUUUCUACGUAUAGCGACUCUCCCCAAGGGUCGGAAAUUGCUUACAAAGUAUCUACAACUUCUAGUUCCAGGUACUGAGAUUGCUCGAGUUGUCUGUAUGGCUAUAUUCCGCCACUUGAGGUUUCUGUUCGGCGGCCUGCCUUCAGAUACUUUAGCAGCAGAGACGAUAUCUAAUCUUGCCAAAGCAGUCACGGUUUGCGUUCAAGCCAUGGACCUUCGAGCACUGAGUGCUUGCCUUGCAGCUGUAGUUUGUUCUUCAGAGCAGCCACCUCUGCGUCCUAUUGGAAGUUCUGCUGGGGAUGGUGCUUCAGUUGUCUUGAUAUCUCUUCUUGAAAGAGCUGCUGAAGUAGUGGUGGUUCCUCGAGUCAUGCAUGGGAAUUCUAAUGAUGGUCUCUGGAGAGCCUCAUUUGAUGAAUUCUUCAACCUUCUUACGAAAUACUGCAGAAGCAAGUAUGAGACAAUCCGCGGUCAGAACCAAGGGAGUGCAGCGGAUGUUUUGGAGCUGGCGAUAAAGAGGGAAAUGCCCGCUGAGCUUUUACGUGCGAGUCUGCGUCACACCAAUGACGACCAGAGGAACUAUUUAUUAAACUUUGGUCGUAAACCGUCGGCAAUUAGUGAGUCGGCGUCUCAUGCAAGGGGUGGACAGAUCAACUCCGAAUCUGUGAGAGGUUAAUAAAGAAUUAGAGAACCAUGGGCUUGGAAGAUUCCAGUUCUUGGUUUUCAAGGCUGUGGAUCAAACAAACAGUCAAGGGGUGUGGUGUGGACUCAGGAGACAAACUUGUAAGUAACCUGGUGGUGUAGGAAUCUUUUCACAAGGGUUUCAGGUGAAAAGUGCUUUUAG
Arabidopsis arenosa is the source of this 2514-nucleotide messenger RNA. The record is from the annotation of a GenBank genome assembly. NCBI's taxonomy places the organism in Eukaryota, Viridiplantae, Streptophyta, Magnoliopsida, Brassicales, Brassicaceae.